Molecule: messenger RNA, 1341 nt
Organism: Iphiclides podalirius (scarce swallowtail)
Lineage: Eukaryota; Metazoa; Arthropoda; Insecta; Lepidoptera; Papilionidae
Source: the annotation of a GenBank genome assembly
AUGAGGGAAAUAGUGCAUAUACAAGCUGGACAAUGCGGCAACCAGAUUGGUGCAAAGUUCUGGGAGGUUAUAUCGGACGAGCAUGGCAUCGAUCCAACUGGCACGUACCACGGCGACUCCGACCUUCAGUUGGAGCGUAUCAACGUUUACUACAACGAAGCCACCGGCGGUAAAUAUGUGCCCCGCGCCAUAUUGGUUGACCUCGAGCCGGGCACGAUGGACUCUGUGCGCUCCGGGCCGUUCGGGCAAAUAUUUCGGCCGGACAACUUCGUGUUCGGCCAGUCUGGCGCCGGCAACAACUGGGCCAAAGGGCAUUACACGGAGGGCGCGGAACUGGUUGACUCUGUCCUUGACGUUGUCAGAAAGGAGGCUGAGGGCUGCGACUGUCUCCAGGGGUUCCAGUUGACACAUUCUCUCGGCGGAGGCACGGGUGCCGGCUUAGGUACACUACUAAUAUCAAAAAUUAGGGAGGAAUACCCCGAUCGUAUAAUGAACACGUUUAGUGUUGUGCCAUCGCCGAAGGUGUCUGAUACAGUGGUGGAGCCCUAUAAUGCAACACUAUCCGUACAUCAACUGGUUGAAAACACUGACGAGUCGUACUGCAUUGACAACGAGGCUUUAUAUGACAUCUGUUUCCGCACUCUGAAGCUUACCACGCCUACGUACGGAGACCUGAAUCAUCUAGUGUCUGCUACAAUGUCUGGUGUCACUACUUGUCUCCGAUUUCCCGGUCAGCUGAAUGCGGAUCUUAGAAAGCUAGCUGUGAACAUGGUUCCGUUUCCUCGUCUUCACUUCUUUAUUCCUGGGUUCGCUCCUCUGACAUCUAGAGGCAGUCAGCAGUAUAGAGCUUUGACAGUUCCAGAGCUCACCCAGCAAAUGUUCGAUGCCAAAAAUAUGAUGGCCGCUUGUGAUCCACGUCACGGUAGAUAUUUGACGGUAGCGGCUGUUUUCCGGGGCCGGAUGUCGAUGAAGGAAGUAGACGAGCAAAUGAUGAAUAUUCAGAAUAAGAACUCGUCCUAUUUUGUAGAAUGGAUACCGAACAACGUGAAAACGGCUGUGUGCGAUAUACCUCCGCGAGGCUUGAAGAUGUCUGCCACGUUUAUUGGCAAUUCUACGGCGAUCCAGGAGUUGUUUAAGCGCAUAUCGGAGCAAUUCACGGCUAUGUUCAGGCGUAAAGCGUUCUUGCACUGGUAUACGGGGGAAGGUAUGGACGAAAUGGAAUUCACUGAGGCGGAGAGCAACAUGAACGAUUUAGUAUCGGAAUACCAGCAGUACCAAGAUGCAACCGCUGAGGAAGAAGGCGAAUUUGACGAAGAGGAAGAAGGUGGUGACGAAGGAGAU